Messenger RNA from Euleptes europaea (tarantolino), 1905 nucleotides. It is a transcript of the gene BIN2, whose product is annotated as bridging integrator 2. The record is from RefSeq and is a predicted model, not a curated record. Gene Ontology annotation, cellular component: cytoplasm; plasma membrane; phagocytic cup. Gene Ontology annotation, biological process: phagocytosis, engulfment; plasma membrane tubulation; podosome assembly. The transcript is spliced from 13 exons. Lineage: Eukaryota; Metazoa; Chordata; Lepidosauria; Squamata; Sphaerodactylidae. Gene Ontology annotation, molecular function: protein binding; phospholipid binding. The coding region runs from base 1 to 1905 and encodes 634 amino acids.
AUGGCAGAAGGAAAGACGGGAAGCGCAGGGCUGUUUGCUAAACGGGUCCAGAAGCAAUUCAGCCGAGCCCAAGAGAAGGUUUUGCAGAAAUUGGGGAAAACCGUGGAAACAAAAGAUGAACAGUUCGAGCAAAGCACGUACAAUUUCCAACAGCAACAGGCAGAAGGCCAGAAACUCUACAAGGACCUUAAGGUUUUCCUCAAUGCUGUGAAAGUGAUGCAUGAAAGUUCCAAGAAAGUGGCCGAGACCCUGCAAGAAAUUUACAGUGCUGAGUGGGAUGGGUUUGAGGACCUGAAAGCCAUAGCACAGAGCAAUGACCUUCUAUGGGAAGAUUAUGAGGAGAAGCUGGCAGACCAGGCCGUCAGAACCAUGGAGAACUACUUGACUCAGUUCAAUGAAUUUAAGGAGCGAAUUGCUAAGAGAGGACGGAAACUGGUGGAUUAUGAUAGCAACAGGCAUCACUUGGAAGCCUUGCAGAAUGCCAAAAAGAAAGAUGAAGCUAAGAUUACUAAGGCUGAAGAAGAGUUCUACAAAGCCCAAGCAGUAUUUGAGGAGAUCAACAAAGAACUACGAGAAGACUUGCCUGUUCUUUACAAUAGUCGAAUUGCAUGCUAUGUGACCAUAUUCCAGAAUAUUUCCAAUUUGCGAGAUAUCUUCUACAAGGAAAUGAGUAAGCUGAACCACGACCUGUAUGAUGUGAUGAGCAAACUGGAAAAACAACACUCCAAUAAAGUCUUCAUUAUUAAAGGAGUCUCCAGUAACAGAAGCUCCCUGGUCAUCUCCUCUCCAGUAAGUCCAACCAGCUCCUCUUUCAUGCCUCCGGGGAGUAACAUAAGUGAGGCGCCAACAUCUCCUCCGGCUGCUUCCUCCAAUCAUGCCGCAGAGACGGCAUCUAUAUCCAGCAGAGCCAGUGAAACGGAGGAAGAGGGCCCCUCAUCUUUGGCCACAGCUUUGCAGAAUGAGGCACCGGAUACCACUGAGUCAGAUUCUUCUGCUGUGAGAGAGCCCAAGGAUGGCAGCCGAGCUGGAGUACCGGAGAAGCCCAUAAGCAUUUCCAAAGGCACCCCUCAGAAUGUCGAGGCAUUUGCAAACAAUAUAGCAGCAGGGAUUUUAUCGGAGGCGCUGGCUGAGGUGGCCAGCAAAGGCCAAAUCGUUCACAAAGACCCAGAAGACACCACACGGCCCAUUUCGAUUGAUAACUCCCAAACAAGUGACAUUUGUGACCAAGAAGGAAGUUCUCUACCCUGUCUUAGCAGUGACGUUCCAGCUCCACCAAAACAGGAAGCCGCCGAGCCCUCUGAAGACGCUCUGAACGAUGCUCCGGUUGAGGAAUCGAACCAUCAGGAGAAUGAGUCGCCACCUAGCGACAUUUCAGAGAGUCCUGAAAAAAAUCUAGAUUCUGGGUCUUCCACUGAAGCUGAAGCAACCCAAGACGACAUACCCAUUAAUACCAAUGACGGGCUUACCCCCACUGUACUGGAAACUGGGGCCGGCCAUAAGAUGCCGCCCCAUCAAACACAGACUGGAGAAGGGAGCUGUCAGAAAUGUGGGAAUACCGAAGAUGAUGUCAGCAGCGACGGAAGCAUUGAAGAAACAGAUGUUUCGCCAAAGGUCAUCAGCACUCAGACUGCCUCGACCUUCUUCUCAGAAGAUGAGAGUGAGAACUAUAGCAAACUGCCCCUGGACUUCCUGUUCAAGGCUCAAGCGACACAAGAUCAUACAUCAGAUGAUGAGAAUCACCUUCAGUUUGGAAAAGAGGAUAUCAUACUGGUGCUGUCGGAUACACAGGCACAGGAAAGAGGAUUCCUUAUGGGUGUAAAAGAGAAUGACUGGAAGGAAAACCGGAAUAUAUCACAGAAAGGCAUUUUCCCCCCUGACCUCAUCAAAUCCAUCUCCGAGGAAUAA